Molecule: messenger RNA, 1638 nt
Organism: Hirsutella rhossiliensis
Lineage: Eukaryota; Fungi; Ascomycota; Sordariomycetes; Hypocreales; Ophiocordycipitaceae
Product: tRNA synthetases class II (D, K and n) domain-containing protein
Exons: 3
Coding region: 1-1638 (545 amino acids)
Biological process (GO): asparaginyl-tRNA aminoacylation
Cellular component (GO): mitochondrion
Molecular function (GO): asparagine-tRNA ligase activity; ATP binding; nucleic acid binding
Source: RefSeq, a predicted model, not a curated record
AUGCCGCCUGCACCGUGCCGGGCUUCUCGUCUGCUUCCCUGGUCACCCGCGAGGCGCUACUCAGUCCGCAUCCCGGGCGAAUCGCACCCGUCCAUCAAGACCGUGGCCGACCUGAGGGCUUGGUCGCCUCAGGCCAAUGUCCCUGAUGUCGAGGUCUGCGGCUGGGUGAGGUCUGUUCGCAAGAGCUCAGGGGUCCGCUUCGUCGACAUCACCGACGGCUCCUCCAUGAGGCCGGUGCAGGCCGUUGUCGACAAGAAACAGUCGAGCGACCUGCGACUCGGCGCGGCCGUUCGCCUGAGAGGCACCUGGUACAAUGCGAAGAACCUGCCUGGCUCCGAGGCCAAUGUCUCAAAUGCUCCAUCAUCAGAACCAGGCGAGCCGACCUCUCACGCCAGCAACAACCAUGCCGUCCCUCCGGAUCCCGAAACCUCACAACCCAUGCACGAGCUGCAGGUGAACCAUGUUGAGGUCUUGGCAUCAUCCGAUCCCGAGACGUACCCCAUCCAGAACAAGUACCAGACACCCGAGAGCCUGCGCGCCGUUACGCAUCUUCGCUCGCGGACGCCUGUCAACGCCACCCUGCUCCGUCUGCGAUCCGACGCCAUGGCCGCGCUGACACGGUUCUUCUCCCAAGAAAAGUUUCAGCAAACUCACCCACCCAUCAUCACCUCAUCCGAUUGCGAGGGCGCCGGCGAGGCCUUCGCUGUUGGGGCUGGUGGGCGUGCCGACUUUUUCAGAGACCCCAAGUAUCUCACUGUCUCAACCCAGCUUCAUCUCGAGGCCCUGGCUCAGGCUCUCGGUAACGUGUGGACUCUUUCGCCUACAUUUCGAGCGGAGAAAAGUGACACCUCUCGGCACUUGAGCGAGUUCUACAUGCUCGAGGCGGAGAUGAGUUUUGUUCAAGACAUGAACCAAGUCAUGGAUCUGGUACAGAGCAUGAUGGCCUUUUUGGCCGGCGAGCUGAAGCAGCUUGACGCCGCCAAAGAGCUCGACAAGAACAGGCUUGAUUCCCGCGAUCCCGCGGAAAACUUGGCCUUGGCCGAUCUCGUGGACCCGGAGGAGCUUGGGCGGCGGUGGAGAGGGCUCCUCUUGCCGAGAAAGUGGCCGCGAAUCACCUACACCGAAGCUGUGGAGAGGCUGCAGCCCGCUGCCGGCCAAUUUGAGCACGAGCCUAUCUGGGGUCGUGGUCUGCAGUCAGAGCACGAAAAGUACCUGGCCGAACAGAUUGGGUACGACAAGGCCGAGGACGCCUACGUACCCGUCUUUGUCACGCACUUUCCUCAAGAGAUCAAGGCCUUCUACAUGAUACGGUCAGAUUCGCGUCCAUCCCAUGGGGAGACGGUCGAUUGCUUCGAUCUCUUGGUACCCAGCCUUGGCGAGCUUGCGGGCGGUUCCAUGCGCGAGCACCGGCUGUCACAGCUCGAAGACAACAUGAGACUCCAAGGGCUGCCGGUGCCGUCCCGCCGCAAGGCAACAGGAAACGACAUGACGUGGUAUCUGGACCUGAGGCGCUGGGGCUGUCCCCCCCAUGGUGGCUUCGGGCUCGGCUUCGACAGGCUGCUGAGUUACUUGACGGGCGUGCCGAAUGUUCGCGACGUCGUCCCGUUCCCACGGCAUUUCGGGCGUUGCGACUGCUAG